AUGAUCUCCGACACCGCAAUGAUGAAUCUGGAUCAGAUAAAAAUCUUCAUCGCCGUUGAUGAUCAAGGAAUUAUUUAUGUUAAUUUGCACACUGGUCAUUCACAAUUUGAAAUGUUUUCGAAGAACUUCGUGACUGCUCUCGCAUUUUUGGGUUUGACACAGAUACAAUUGCACUUAUGUGGAUUUGCAAAGAAAUAUAAGCUAUCCGUCACAAACAUUGCAGCUUGUUCCGAUAACGAAGAAAUGGAGAGUCCAUUGAGGAAUUUGAAGUACAUGAAAGUGAAUUCUACCCAUGGUCUUUUGAGUUACGAUGUUUCUUUCAAAAGGCCUCUGGAUGAAAACGUUUGGGGACACAUGAAAUUAGAAAAAUGGACGGAACAGGGAUGGACUCAACUGCCCCUCUUACCUCCCCAAAAAGAUGUUUGUCGCUCUUCUCUAAAUUCACCCCUUAUGCGAGACAUGUGGAUAAGUUGGGCCAAAUUGACGAAUGUUGCAGAACCCGAGAAAUGUCCUAUACCUCCUGGAAACUAUCCGAUGAAGGAAGGGCUUAUUGAUAUGAGUUUACUUCGUAAGAUACCGUUUUGGGCAGGAAAGUUCAGAGUGUUCAUUACGGAGUUUUUUCAAAAGAGUGAUAAUAAGCUAUACUGCCUAGAGGUCAAUUUUGAAGCGCAAGAUGUUGUUUAA
This is a messenger RNA of Coccinella septempunctata (seven-spotted ladybird), 684 nucleotides long. RefSeq lists its product as uncharacterized. The transcript has 4 exons. NCBI's taxonomy places the organism in Eukaryota, Metazoa, Arthropoda, Insecta, Coleoptera, Coccinellidae. The record is from RefSeq and is a predicted model, not a curated record. The coding region runs from base 1 to 684 and encodes 227 amino acids.